AGCACUAUUUAUUUUCAAAUAGAGUAUAUUUAAAGUUAAAAAAUGUCCAUAUCCAGAUUUUGGCCAUUAGAAAGAUUCUCGAGGUGUAUUUCUAUGUCAAGCACAGGCCAAAGCUCUCUGAGUCAUCGAAAUCCUGCAAACUGGAAGGAGAUUUCAAAGGACAAUAGCUCUGACCUUCAGAUUUCCUAUACAGAUUCCAACCACCUUAUCAUUUCCUACAUGUCCAAAGGACAAAACCAAAUUCUCGAGAACUUUUCAUUGUUUGAAUCCAAAAAGUGGCUGAGAGCAGCAGUGAAAGGAGACAGUGUUCUUUUUAUGUACAAACACAACGACUCGACUCGAAGAUUCCGUAUCAAAUUUUCCACCACGUCAUCGCAGUCCUCCACUGAUUCGUGCCAUGACUUUGUGUCUAAGAUGUCCUUACACUUUGAUGUAAGAGAGAUUCCUGUAACGGAGGGAGAAUCACAAAUACCUAUGGAAGAUUCUCAAAUGUUGACGUCAUCGCAGCAAAGCGGUACAUCAGAUGACGUCACGGGAGCCGUAAUGACCUUAACAGAAGUGGCAGGAAAGUCCACUAGAAGUUGCAGUAAUGACUUCCCAAAGGCAUACGAAAGUUCUAACAUCCCAACAUCUCGCCUUGGUUUAUUCAUGCGCUUAUGCCUGACGGAUUCGAAUUUCCCUGCAUUUGUUGAGGAAGUUGAGAAGGAACUGUUGGACCUUACAUCAAAAAAGGCGUAGGUCUUCCACGUGAUUUCUGCUGGUAGAUUUCAGGUUUGGCGGCGUUGUUGAUCAACCAAUCAAGCAUCUCCAAGGACAAUAGCCUUUGUUUUCUACCAUCCUACYAACUUGUACGCUUAGCCACAAGAACAAGCCACCAGGACCACCCUAAGAAAUUUCAUAACUUCACUCCCAGUUUCCUUGUAGAUAUUUCUCAAAAUAUAUGCGUAAUUUGCCGGUCAAUGUCACACAUUCUUUUAUUUUUCACAUCUUUUUCAAAUCUUCCUUGACAU
Molecule: messenger RNA, 1010 nt
Organism: Actinia tenebrosa (Australian red waratah sea anemone)
Lineage: Eukaryota; Metazoa; Cnidaria; Anthozoa; Actiniaria; Actiniidae
Product: meiotic recombination protein REC114
Source: RefSeq, a predicted model, not a curated record